Messenger RNA from Helianthus annuus (common sunflower), 1332 nucleotides. Its product is annotated as pelargonidin 3-O-(6-caffeoylglucoside) 5-O-(6-O-malonylglucoside) 4'''-malonyltransferase-like. The record is from RefSeq and is a predicted model, not a curated record. The transcript has a single exon. Lineage: Eukaryota; Viridiplantae; Streptophyta; Magnoliopsida; Asterales; Asteraceae. The coding region runs from base 1 to 1332 and encodes 443 amino acids.
AUGGAGAUAAAUGUGAAUGUCUCAAAGCUUGUGAAACCUUCAACACCAACUCCAUCAACCCUUCGUAACUUCCACAUCUCUUUCUUUGAUGACAAAUCCGGGAAUGAGAAUGUGCCUUUAAUUCUCUACUACUCUACAUCACAUAAGGAACCAAAUGACGUACAAACCAACAUAUUUAACCAUUUAGAGAUUUCAUUAUCAAAAACUUUAACCGAGUUUUACCCACUGGCCGGGAGAUAUACACGUCACAGUUCGUUCAUCGAUUGUAAUGAUCAAGGCGCGCUAUACAUUCAAGCCAAAGCAAAUUUCCAACUCUCGGAAUUUCUACACCUUAAGUGGGAGUUAAAAUCGGAUAUGCUACAAGCUUUUCUCCCGUGUGACAUUAGAAAGGCCGGUGAAGUUGACGACCCCUUGUUAUCCGUUAAAGUCACGACUUUCGACUGUGGUGGAGUUGCCAUAGGUAUGUGCAUUUCACAUAAAUUUGGAGAUAUGGCCGCCUUUUGCACAUUCAUUAAUAAUUGGGCCACUAGAAGCCGAAAAACAGGCAAUGAGUUAGAAGUAGCAAAAUAUUCUCCUCUCUUCGCUUUGGCUGAUCGUUUCCCAAAACCCGAUCAACAACUUACUGAUGAAGCUUUUGAAAGAUCUCCUUCGGUGAAUAACUCGGUUAUGCGAGUAUUUUCAUUUAAAGGGUAUGCAAUAACAAAGUUAAGAGAAAAAGUCAUGAGUGAGGAUAAUAAUAUAAAGCAUAGGCCUUCAAAGGUACAACUUAUUGUGGCACUAUUAUGGAAGGCCUUGGUUGACAUAGAUAAAGCAAAUGGAGAAUCGAAGGUAUCUUUCGUUAGCCAAGUAGUUAACUUGAGGAAUGUACUCGUUCCUAAGGCACCCGAAAACUUUUGUGGUAACUUUGUUACUUUCGCUAAUGCGCAAAUUAAGGUUAGCGAAGGAGACAACAUGGUCGAUCUUCCUUUAAUAGUUAAGCUAUUACAUGACUCAACUAACAAAACAACAAGUGGUUAUGCUAGAGCUUUAUCACAUCCUGAGAAAGAUUAUGAUUUUUUAUCAAAACCUUUUUCGGAGCGUCUUAAAAGUAUAACUGGUAAUUCUGAUGUAAACGCGUACGUUUUUACUUCAUGGUGCAAAUUCUCAUUCUACACUACUGAUUUUGGUUGGGGUAAGCCUGUUUGGCGAAGUAUAACGGAUAUGAAAACCCCACAAACUGUAGUCAUGAUGGACGAUGAAGAAGGUGACGGGGUGGAAGCAUGGGUUCUGAUGGACAAAAAACGAAUGUGUGAGUUAGAACGAGAUCUCAAUAUAAAAGCCUACAUGGUUUAG